AUGCGACGGGGUCUUCUCGGGAAUAUCGGAAUGUGCGCUGUCCUUCUUGUUGAAACGCGAGUUGACAGUGUCCAUGACGAGGUACACGCCAAAGAUAGCGGAAGCCAAACCCAGACCUGUAAAGGGUUUCUUGGCACAGUUGGAGAUGAAGGGGUGGCUUCUCCACGCGUCCUGAUGAGCAAGAACCUGGAGUCGAGUGAGCUUCUUGACGACCGCAAAUUAUAUCUAAUGCAACUUUGCAAGAAGAUGUUGCCAGAGAAAUCAAAUGCUCGGAAAGGAGGAUCAGGUGUAGCCAACGUAGCUCGACAGACAUGGGAUCGUGAGCAUUAUGAGAAACUCGCGGAGCUUCGUGCGAAUGGUCAAUUCGAGACGACACAGACGAAAAAAGUGAUUGCGUCUUCAAAAGAGGAGUUCCAGACUGCUAAUGAAGGAGCUGCAGGACCUGCGGGAUCAGCACGAGCGUUUCUGAAGGCUCGUUCUGCUAAAGUAGCACUUGAAAAUAGUGUGGGCACGAUCAAAGUGGUGAAAUCGGAUGAAUUAAGUAAACACGGUGGUUAUUAUUGCGAGGUGUGUGAGUGUGGCCUCAAGGAUUCGGUGGCUUAUCUGGAUCACAUCAAUGGCAAAAAGCAUUUGCGCAAGCUUGGCUUUAGUAUGCGAGUGGAACGCUCGACAGUGGAUCAGGUGAAGAAUCGAUUGCAGAGCGCAUCCAAGCGUAAAUAUGACUUUAUAACGACAAAGAAGCUGGACACGAUGGAAGAUUACGAGAAAAAGUUGAAGGCAAUUGAAGAAAAAGAGGCUCAAGCGAAGCAAGAGAAAAAAGAGCAGAAGAGAGCCAAGAAAUUGGGAAAACAGGUAUUGGACCUCGACAUGAAGCACCAUAACGUUGUGGAAAUCAUAUCUGAUGCUGAUGAUAAAGUUCCUGAUGACACUGAGGCGGAGAUGAUGGCCAUGAUGGGUUUUGGUGGGUUUGGUGGCUCGAAAAAGUCGUGA
Peronospora farinosa is the source of this 990-nucleotide messenger RNA. The record is from the annotation of a GenBank genome assembly. Lineage: Eukaryota; Oomycota; Peronosporomycetes; Peronosporales; Peronosporaceae.